GCCUAUAGAUGUCAGACGAUCACCAAAUCUCAAAUCUUUGGUGCGUUUGGAUAGAAAAGAUGUAAAACGCGCAGCAGUUCAAGAUGAGGUUUUUAUGGCUACACCGUAAACCUGCUGCUCCUCCUAUGAACGCUUUCAGUCAUAUCAACACACACACACACAAAACCUGGGACUCUGGGACUGUGUUUUGAGCUUUUUAGAGACAAUGAAACUAGAUGCUGCGGAGUUGGAGAAGCAGGUGGAGACGUCGACCCGCGAGAAGAGCCCGACGCUUCUGUCCCACUCCAUUGAAGAAAUCCUGAAGAAACCCGCGGACAAGACACCCGAAGCACCUGGACGCGCGCAGAGCAGGAUAAAGACGGACGCUCCCGAGGGCAGACCGUACACAGCUCGUCGGUCCAGUCGCAGACGGGUUCGGACCACGUUCACCCUGAGCCAGCUGGAGGAGCUGGAGAGAGUGUUUCAGCACACGCACUACCCUGACGUUCACACCCGAGACCAGCUCGCCCGGCGGACGCAGCUCUCCGAGGGAAGAGUCCAGAUCUGGUUCCAGAACCGUCGGGCGAAGUGGAGGCGCAGUGAAGCUAAAGCAGCUCACAGACCUCUAACAGCGCUGAGAAACGCCAGACACACUCACCUCCUGACUCCGGUCCUCUGUGUGCCGUACCCGGGUUUCCCGCCGAAGCUCUGGCUGUCGGAGUCGGCCCGUCCUCCCAUCGGUUCCCCCGGGCUCCCCACACUUCAACAUCCUUCAUACUUCUGAUGCUUUCCCCGCAAGAGACAUUUUCAUCUUCGGUCUAAGGAUCUACUCCAAGACUAAAAGGACACAUCAUGUUGUACAUAAAGCGCGUUUUGUAUUGAAGGACUGCCGCCUUUUUUUUAUUUCCAAACAGAAAUCAUACGUGAAGUGAUGAACGUGUGGCAAGCCGUAAAUCAAUUUCCUUAUCUCGUCACAAUAAAACCCUGAUAAAACCAGUGAGUGAACGAAAUCAGCCCGAACCGCCGGAUUCCCAGAAUCGUAGAAGAAGAGCCUUUGAAGAUGGCCGUGUUUUCGGGCUUGUGCGAACAAAUACGACGCCUACAAUUCAACUUCACAUCCAGUGGAAUAAAAGUGUAGACUACAUCUGUGUGCAUGUGUUUAAUUAAACCCAAAG
Messenger RNA from Puntigrus tetrazona (Sumatra barb), 1154 nucleotides. Its product is annotated as intestine-specific homeobox. The coding region runs from base 206 to 763 and encodes 185 amino acids. Lineage: Eukaryota; Metazoa; Chordata; Actinopteri; Cypriniformes; Cyprinidae. Gene Ontology annotation, biological process: regulation of transcription by RNA polymerase II. Gene Ontology annotation, molecular function: RNA polymerase II transcription regulatory region sequence-specific DNA binding; DNA-binding transcription factor activity, RNA polymerase II-specific. The record is from RefSeq and is a predicted model, not a curated record. The transcript has 4 exons.